UGUUUCUUCACGUAAGCCCUGUCGAAGUCUUAACGACCAACAUGACGAACAACCAGGUACUGGCGUCGCUUCUGGAGGGUUUUGGCAUCCGACUCAACAAAUAUCCGUCGAGAAAGGUAAUCACGGCAAACGGUUGUCUAAUUAGUGAUGCAGACAACACUGCCGGUAAAGGAGUGGUUCACGUCGUCGACCAGGUCCUGUACCCGUUUCCUGCUGGAACGAUCAUCAGUGAAAUGCCGUACAUGAACCAGCUCUCUGUGUUGAGAGAUCUUAUCGUGAAGACUGAUCUUGGACAAUUACUGAAUGAUGACGGCGCUUUCAGCCUCUUUGCUCCAACUGACGCCGCCUUUGAGAAGCUUCCUAACGCCACCUUACAUCAUAUUCUAAACAACCAAAUGGUAUUGACACGUGUUUUAAACUACCAUGUUGUUGACGGCGUUUAUUAUGAAGCUGGCCUUUCCGAUAGAGAAGAGCUUACGACUUUGCAGACCGAGAAACUUGUCUGUCACGUCAAUCGAACAGUGGGGGCAGACACGCAGGUAGCAGUGAACAACGGUAAGAUUACUGGACUUGCGUUUCCAACCAUAAAUGGCGUGAUACAUAUUAUUGACAAUGUCCUUAUACCUCCGAAAUAGUUCUGACAGGAAAGCCGAUUGUGUUCAGCCAAAAACAAGCAUAGAAGGACUUGUAACUCAAGCAAUAUUAACUUUAUCAUAUUACUGGAUGGUAAGACCUAGAAGCUAUAAAGAAACAUUGUAUUGAUAUAGUUUGUUUUUUUCAACCAAUCGUGCAAGGA
This is a messenger RNA of Branchiostoma floridae (Florida lancelet), 796 nucleotides long. Its product is annotated as transforming growth factor-beta-induced protein ig-h3-like. Gene Ontology annotation, molecular function: cell adhesion molecule binding. The record is from RefSeq and is a predicted model, not a curated record. Bases 42 to 635 code for a protein of 197 amino acids. Gene Ontology annotation, cellular component: extracellular matrix. Lineage: Eukaryota; Metazoa; Chordata; Leptocardii; Amphioxiformes; Branchiostomatidae. Gene Ontology annotation, biological process: cell adhesion; extracellular matrix organization. The transcript has 4 exons.